AUGGGUGCGGACUUGGAACCAGUCAAUUCACCGGUUUUCCCAGCGGAAAAAGACCUGGAGAUCCCGGAAAACGCUCAUCCGUUGACGCAGACAACUUCCAUCCAGGUUUACAUCCAGCUGGCAGAGCCAGCGGUGUUCCUGCAAGGCUUUGAAGCACACCAAUGGGAAGAGAGACCCCCGGGUCUGCUGCGGGGCUCUCUGAUCGUCAGAGUGCUCAAACCCAGCAAAAUCAAAUCCAUAGACCUCACGUUCAAAGGCACCUCGAAAACAGAGUGGCCAGAAGGUAUUCCGCCCAAAAGACAAGAGUUUCUGGAGUCCCUGGAUAUCGUGAACCAUACGUGGCCCUUCUUCCAACUCGAAAACAACCACGUUGUCAACAGUGGCUCAACAGACCCGGAUCAUUUGUUGAAGGGCAGUUGGGCCUCCGUGUAUAGGCCGCUAAAGAAAAAAAGCGAUAGUGUGAGUUUUAUCAACCUUAAUUCCGCCGCUUCACCCGGUUCUCCCAAGACGCAGGGCUCCAAUUUCUUGCCCAUCACCGGAAUGCUGCGCAAAGUCACAUCUCCCGAUGGCCACGGCAACCGGCAGCGAGCGCGUUCAAGCACAAACGCUCUCUCUGACCUGCUAGGAGGCACUCAAACCACUAACAGUGACAGCGGCUCCCUUUUCUCCAAGUCUUCCUCUUCAGGCAACGAGCCCUUCAUUUUCCAGCCAGGUGAGUACAUAUACGGCUUUGAACAGACCAUACCGCUUUCAUGCCCUGAAAGUAUAAUGGCCUCGUUUGGCUCCGUGGAAUAUACACUCAUGGCGUCGAUUGAACGAACGGGAGCCUUCAAGUCCAACAUUCACGCCAGGAUGCCUCUUGAAGUCAUCAGAGCUCCCUCCGAUUCGUCUGUUGAAGAAACAGAACCCAUAGCCAUUUCUCGAGAUUGGGAAGAUCAGCUCCACUACGAUAUUGUAAUCGCGUCAAAGGACAUUGUACUCGACGCAUUUCUACCGAUUGCUUUCAACAUCACACCUAUUGAUAAAGUUACGCUUCAUAGAGUAAGAAUCUAUUUGACGGAAACAAUGGAAUAUUACUGCAAAAACAAAAAGGUUCAUCGCCUGGAGCCUACCAAAAAGUUUUUGCUUGCUGAACAUAAAGCACCACCGUUUGAAAAUUUACCAGCGGGGGCCAGCGCAGCAAAGGCGAAGAAUCUUGGAAACCUGCUACUAGAUGAAUAUGGGGACCUAGUUUCACGCGAGUUCGAAUACCAGGUCUUUAUUCCUGAGAGACUUAAUGCACAGCAAAAGAUUCAUCCCGAUACAUCUUAUCAAAACAUUAAGGCUAAUCAUUGGAUUAAAAUCUGCUUGCGGCUAUCUCGUUUAGUUGAAGGUAAGCGCAAACACUAUGAGAUCAGCAUAGAUUCGCCCAUUCACGUUCUGAACAGAUUGUGUUCUCACGCCAACACUUUACUUCCCAGUUACGACACACACACUCUCAUCCCUGGCACCGAUUGCUCCAAAUUCGGUGACCUCAAUGUAAAUGUUUACCACGUUUCGAAUCUUUAUUUUCCAAAGGAGGUGUUGAGCUCACCAAUACUAUCCCCAGAUGUUCAACCCCUUGAAGAACGCGGGACUUUUUCACCACGUUCACUUACUCCCGUCCGACAUGCAAGCUCUGGUUUCAGCCUUCAUCAAAAGAAGAGCGAUGAACAUCAGAAAACAGUCGACGACUUCCUUCUCAACUCUCCAGAGUUAAAAUCCAAUGUGUAUCAACCUGGGAACUUGAAGCCAGAACUGCUCUCUCCUCAGGCCAUUCCACUAUCACCAAUAGCGUCUCCUAUUAGUAGGCCGAUUCAUAUGCUUCGAACUCCCAGUUUCGAGCCACCCGCUUUCGACGCAAAUCUGCCCCGCCCCCCUCAGUUUAGUCAUAAAGACCCACAUCCUGACGCUCCUACGGAUCCUCCAACCUAUGAAGAAUCCUUGAAAGCAAACAAAAAUCGUCGCCCGAAAGCAGUAAAGCCAACUUUCACUUUCACUGGAGCCGAUGGGCAUAAACGGGAAGACGUGAAUCCAAACCACGGCCAAAGUAAACGCUCUGAAAACCUAGAUGGUGACAUUGCUUCAUCUUUUUCAUUCAGUGGUGUCCCUCCAGGAUCUCCUGAACUCCCCAAUGCAGUGUGGAAAGCACAAUCUCCAAAGCUGAAACCUCUAAGUUUGGCCUUAGGUGCUAGUAGGCGAGGCAGUAUUCAAGAUGCUCUGCCUUCUACAGUGAAAAACACUAGCGAGUCUUUCAACGACAUGAGUAAUAUAUUCAGUCCAUCUCAAAAAAAUGAAGACAUCAAUCAAUCCAGGAGUCAGUCAUCGUCGGUUGCAGCAUCCCCCAGGUCCUCUGUGGACACCGCUAGGGAUUACGUUUCUCAGGAAGGAACCUCAAACAACAUGGCCCCGUUGCUCAAUUAUCAAACGAAUCAGACUGUGGACACUUUAUUGCAGUCUAAGGAAUCGGUCGCUGGAUUGGAGGACACAUCAACUGAAGCGUCAGUGGAUAUCACGGCUUUGUAUGAUAGAAAUUCGAAUAGCUGGCACCCACUUCAAAAUGACGCGCCUGGCUCGCCAGAUACGUCCCGAGAGUAUAAUCUGGGAUUUGUUGAAGGAAAUAACGUUUUAGAAGACUUUCGGUCUGCAUUCAAAAUUCCUGCUGGAUCAGGGAAGUUGAAAUCAACCAAAAAACAAAUGCAGGAAAUAGCCAGCACGUCUUUCAGUAACGGAUCUGAUACGAGUCCAGGGACUUCCACAAUGAGCAGCUCCGGUAAGAAUAGAAAUAGUGACCUUCCUCUUACGUAG
Messenger RNA from Lachancea sp. 'fantastica', 2826 nucleotides. NCBI's taxonomy places the organism in Eukaryota, Fungi, Ascomycota, Saccharomycetes, Saccharomycetales, Saccharomycetaceae. The record is from the annotation of a GenBank genome assembly.